Fopius arisanus is the source of this 1709-nucleotide messenger RNA. RefSeq names its product short coiled-coil protein B. Lineage: Eukaryota; Metazoa; Arthropoda; Insecta; Hymenoptera; Braconidae. Bases 263 to 691 code for a protein of 142 amino acids. The transcript has 4 exons. Gene Ontology annotation, cellular component: trans-Golgi network. The record is from RefSeq and is a predicted model, not a curated record.
CCUCUACUUUAGUCAAUCCUCUUUGGUUUUACCGUAAAUAUUGUGACGUUUUGUGAAUAUUCAUCACUAUUUCAAGUGAAUUGCCAGAACAAUUAUCGAAAUCGUGAGAUCGUUAUUCAGGAUGAAAAAUUGAUUCGAGUAAGGAUCAAUCAUAUUUGUACAGAAAAGCAAUAAGACGACGUUGCAAAUCGAUACAUUAGUCAUACUUAGUGAGUGCUUACGGUGAAUUUAACUCAACAUUCGCUAUAUUUCUUGAGGAGAAAUGUCCACGUCGAUCAUGUCCAAUGCCAAACUCCAGGAUGAUAUGAGCAGUAUUCCACUGGCUGAUGAUGAUCCACAAGUGAUAAUACCAGAAGAAGACGUGCCUGAUAAUGACUCCCAUAUAUCAGAUGCUUUCGGUCGUGGCCGUAGUAUGGAUUCCAUACCAUCGACUUUCACCAAUGGGAGCUACAGUCCAAACAGUCUAGAUCCUGAUGUAAGUCCUGACGAACAACAGGAAAAGGCCAGACUAAUCUCUCAAGUCCUCGAACUUCAGAAUACCCUAGAUGAUUUAUCGCAGAGAGUUGACAGUGUGAAAGAGGAAAAUCUGAAAUUGAGGAGUGAAAACCAGGUGCUGGGACAGUACAUUGAGAACCUCAUGUCUGCCUCGAGUGUUUUUCAAUCGACGAGUCCAAAAUCCAAGAAGAAGUAAGCAUCGCCUUUUCGCUUUCACGUUUGUCACUGAUCAAGUACAGGAUUCGGUAAUUGUAGAUUUUCUGUCUCGAUGGCUUUCUAUUGAUUUUAUAUGAAUGAAAAUUCUUUGACAAUCUCAAAAGAUAUCGCGGUGAAAAAUUCUUUCGAAUGGAAUAUUCCGAAUUUUCUUGAUUUAAGAAAACAGGAAACGAAUAUUUCGCGUUGCAAAGUAUCUUUUCCCCGAUCUGACAUUAGAAUUUAAUAUUAAAAUUAAAUAAUGAGCAUUGCAUAUGCUUUCUAUGAAUAAUUCAUAGACCUCAGCCACUGAUUCGUGAGAAGUAUAUUUUACGGGGCCCUGAUUCACCAAAGAACGCAAUUUAUUAUUUAAUCUUCUGGGAACUUCCUUACUCCUAAGAGUUUACGAAGGCUUGAUAGUUAAUCAAUGGUAGAUAAUUUAUGCACCAACUGGAUAAUCCCAGAAUCAAUAAUUUCUUCAGAGAUAAUUGAUAUAAUUACUUUAUACGAUGUAACGAAAAAAUGUAUAUCGAAUCAAUGCAUUUGAUUGAAAUUUUUAUUACACGACGAAAAUAAGUAAGUGGAAAUUAUAGAGGUAGUACAAUCACCGGAUGCAUGUGAAAUACAAAAACCAAUGAAAGAUGAGAUAUUCAAGCACGAGCUUCGCUUACAGUACUUGUACAGAAGAGAGAGAUUAAUUAUAAUAGAUAUAAUUAUCAUAUGAGAACUUAUAUAUUACAUACAUAGAAAGAAACUUGUGUUAUAUCUAAUGAGAACAAAGGGAUGAUGAGAAAUGUUUGAUGAUAUAUUUCGCUAUUUCUUAUGCAUAUUAUUUGCUGCUUAUUCCUAUGUACGUGGAUACAGAGAACUGACGACUUGCGAUGGUCACUCCGAAUAUAUUUAUCAUGUUUCAUAAAAUAACUUGCUAAUCGUAAUUCAUUCAUGAGCACAAGCUGACUGCACAAUAAUAAGAUGAUUCCAUUGUUAAGUCACAGUAUGGUAAUAAAUAUUGAAAAUUAAAA